Messenger RNA from Bursaphelenchus okinawaensis, 2191 nucleotides. The record is from the annotation of a GenBank genome assembly. Lineage: Eukaryota; Metazoa; Nematoda; Chromadorea; Rhabditida; Aphelenchoididae.
AUGGAUGACAGAGAAGCGAAGAGGCGACGAGAAAUAGCACGGGAAAUGGGAGGCGACUUUGGAAGGAUAAUUGGGGCCGAUAAUGCAGAUGACAAUAACGAUGACGAGGAUGAUGAAUAUGCAGAAGGUGAGUAUAUCUAACUACUUAUGGCAAGAUCAGUUGAGUUAUUAUUGGGGUUAUAUGAUGCGUGUUGUUUACAGUGUUAUGGAUGACGAAGGUUGUCAUUUUUGUAGUUGUGUAGCUGGAUUUAUACGAUUGCAUGUCAGAAGUGUCAAUUGUAUUUAAAAUCAGUAGAAAAACGGUAGCUGUACAGUGUUUGUGACGUUGUUUGGACACGCAUUUCACUUGUUUUCGAUGCCAAAGCUACGCGUCUUAGAUAUGAUAUUUUUAUGCAUACAAGGCUGGGCUGUUUUGUAUAGUCUGACAUGAGAACACAUUUCUGGACUAGCCUUCCUUUUACUUACCCAAAACCCACAAGUUGGUAAUAAUAUGUGUUGGGAAAGGGUGCUGAGUUGUGUUUUUGAUGUUCGGUUAUGGGAUGAGCCGAAGAAAAUGAAAGGCAAUUAAUGGGCCGUUUUUGGAGAGUCUUAUCUUUUUCUUUUAGACCAAAUUUGUUACAUAUUUAUGUCUUGUUUCAGGUCUGGGCGUUUGGGUCGUAUCUUGCUGGUGUUUACUGUUGUUUGACAGUUGGAAACAUUUAUUUUACUAAUUCUUAUAUCCCAGAGCGUAUAAUUAGUCUGUUAUUUACAGGCAGCGGUCGUGAGGAAGAUGACGUUCCGCGCGACGCUUUUGGCAAGAAGAUCGGUAAAAAGAAGUUGGCCAAACUCCAGGCCAAGCAGGAGGCCAAGGCAGCACGUGAAGCGGUAAUUUAAUCACAUUUCAAGAUAGGUAUACGUAUGCAAUUAAAUUGCUAUAACACGCAGCGGCCUUGUCCUAAUUGGCCAUAACCGUUCUGUUUUUACUGUGCUACAUUGAUAUUAAUAUGUUAAUACUACAUUUAUAUACAGAUGCUAGCCGAAAGAGCCGAGAAAAAGAAGAAGGAAGAAGAAGAGGAAGCCAAGAGACAACAGGAGAAGGCGGUAGAAGAAGAGCGAGAGAGGAAAGAGAACGAGGAGAGGAAGAGAUUGGCAGAGGAAAAGGCGGCCAAAGAACACGAGGAGUACCUCAAGGUAUGUCACGACACGUAAGCCUACUGUAAACGCCGUUUGAGUGUAAUAUCGGUUUUGGGAUUUCAAUUACUUUUUCAACCGAAAUUACAACAACUAUGACACGUUAACACCCACGUAUUGCACAUAGUUACUUUAAAACAUUCUCUAUGUUACAGAACAAUUUAUGUUAGUAGAUUACUGUAUUAUUUCAUUAAUAGCCUAUUAUGUUUGUUUAGAUGAAAGAGGCAUUUGAAGUAGAGGAAGAGGGCUUUGAUGAAGUUGCAGAAGCUGAUGCUGAGAAUCUGCUGAACCAGUUCGUCGAUUAUUGUAUGACUCAAAAGGUGGUCAAUAUCGAUGAUCUCGCUUCGAUUUACAAAAUGAAAGUGUCAGAAGUAGCGGACAGAAUCCAGACAUUGAUUGAGAACGGCCGCUUGAACGGUGUUGUUGAUGACAGAGGAAAGUUCAUCUACAUCACCCAGGAGGAGUUCGAUGCUGGUAGGUUUUGUGUAAUAGACACUAAUUUAGAAUAAAUUUUGUAGAAGAGGUUCUAAACUUUUAUUAUUUACUUUUUCCAAAUUUGGCUUUUAUAUUUUUGAAAGUAAUUUAGUAAAACGUGUUGAGCUGCUUGCAUAUAAGAAGAAAGUGGAAUUUGCAUGUGAUUAGUAAUCAGAAUAUCGAUUUCUGUCUUGACACGUUUUUCUGUUUUCUCUAAAUGUUUAAGUUUGUGGCAAACCGAGUUCAAUUUACUCAAAUACAUUUAGCUUCUGCCUACGAGACUGCAAAACCAUCAAAAACUAUAAAAUUGUUAAAGAAUUUGUAAAAACUUUACAAUUCAGUUUAACAACUUUGGUUCUCUCACCAAAUUCGAAACAAUUGUAGUUAUCGUGUUCAAAUGGGUAUAGACAACAUUUUAACUCUCUUUUAACUACUAGCUAUUUUAGUGGCCAAGUUUGUCAACCAGCGAGGGCGUGUCUCCGUACAAGACCUCGUAUCUUACAGUAACCGCCUCAUCAGUUUGAAGCCCGCUACAGCCGAAGCGUAA